CAUAAGCGGCAGGGCACUCGGGUCUGCCAGAGCGCACCGACCUACACAUACACACACACACUUACACAUUUGUCACAUUCACACACAUACACCGUUCACACACUUAACACACCCACCCUCCCUCUUCAAGGCACCCUGCGCGACCUCUCACCAUUGGCCAAGUCCCGGAGCCCUCAGCAUCUCCAUCACGGCUGAAGGGACCAUUCGGGAAAGCAGGAGACAGAGGUGGACUAUGAGGAUGCUCGUGCGGCUCGUGUUGGGACUCUUCGUCCUCAAAGCGGUGGUGGCCAGCCCCAGAUUUUCCCGACAAGUGGACUUGGACACAUACGACAGUGCCAACUAUGAUGUGGAUCUAGACAAUUUAAAUUUGGAGAACCCGGAUGUCUAUGACUACGAAGAUAGGCUGACAAUUGAUGAUCCUCAGAUAGAGAUUGGAACACUGGCCCCACCCGACUAUAACUAUCCUGUGCCCGAGGCCUCAUUGGAAGAACAAGAACAAGAAGAGGAAGAGGAGGAAGAGAUGCCCCUAAAACCCCAGUUCAUCCCUCAGGGUUCAGGAGGAUCUGGGGUUCUCAUGGGUCCAAACACACAAAAAGAGGUGGAGCUGCGUCUGACGCCCAUUGACAUCCUUCAUGUCUCCGGGGAUUUUGGGGGCUCCGUAGGGUCUGGAGCCUCAGGAGCUUCUGGGGUUUCUGGGUCUGGAGGCUCGGGAGACAUAUCGGUCUCUGGUGGCUCCGGGGGUUCUGGUGACAUUAUAUUGAUCUCUGGAGCCUCUGAGGAGCUCGUUAGCUCUGGGGGAUCUGGGGAAUUCUUGGAAUCUGGGGAUAUCUUGAUAUCUGGGUAUCACUCAGGAUUUGAGGGUCUCUCAGGAUCUGGGAUUAUCUCAGGAUCCGGGGAUGAAAUGGGAUCUUCAAUUUCUGGAGCCUCCGGAGACAGUGGCUCUGGAGAGGUUUUCAUUGAAUUCCCCUUGGGUUCUGGAGGGUCUGGGGACCAGCCCGAUUCUGGGUUCUCCGGAGAGAUCUUGAUCUCAGGGGCCUCUGGAAGCGCUGGGGUUUCUGGGGACUUCUGGGAAGAGUCUGGGCACUCAGGGAUAACAUUUAUAUCUGGAGAGGAGGAGCUGCCCCUCAUUCCUGAGACUAUCCCCAGUGAGGCAUCAGGUGAUUCUGGGGAGAUCUCAGGAGCUUCAGGAACCUCAGGGGCCUCUGGGGAGCCUGAGGUCUCUGGGGAGCCUGAAGUCUCUGGGGAACCUGAAGUCUCUGGGGAGCCUGAAAUCUCUGGGGAACCUGAAGUCUCUGGGGAACCUGAAGUCUCUGGGGAACCUGAAGUCUCUGGGACUUCAGGUGUCUCUGGCUCUGAAGAGACAGAGGUACCUGGGGUAACUCUGGUCCCUGACACUAAAGAGGAGGGGCUGCUUCCGACUACACCACAAACCCCUCAGGAGGGUGCUGGCAGUGUAGAAGGGUCAGUGAGCUCUGGAUUGCCAGAGCCUGAUGAACCUGAUGAGCCUGAUGAGCCUGAGAUUGACAGGGAAGGUAUGCCCACUUGCUUGCUGUGCACGUGCCUUGGUGGUUCGGUCUACUGUGAUGACUUGAAGCUGGAUAGUGUACCACCUCUUCCCAAAGACACCACUCACUUCUAUGCACGCUACAACAGGAUCACCAAGAUCAACAAGUCCGACUUCGCCUUCAUGAACAAGCUGAAGAGGAUCGACUUAACCGCCAACGCGAUAACAUCCGUUGAUGACAAAGCAUUUAUGGGUCUUCCUGAGCUGGAGGAGCUGGUGAUCCGAGAAAAUCAUAUCUCACAGCUGCCUGCCCUCCCAGAGACCAUGACCUUGAUCGAUGCCAGCCACAACAACAUUGGCUCCAAGGGCAUUCACAACGAGGCGUUCAAGGAUAUGACUAGCCUGCUGUACCUGUACCUAACAGACAACCACAUUGAUUACAUCCCUGUGCCUCUACCAGACAGCCUGCGAUCUCUACACCUACAGCGUAACAAUGUUCAAAUGAUGCACGAGGACACGUUCUGCAACCUGAAAGAUUUCAACUACAUCAGGAACGCACUGGAGGACAUCCGUCUGGACGGCAACCCCAUCAACCUCAGCAGGACCCCGCAGGCUUACAUCUGCCUGCCCCGUAUACCCAUCGGGGAUCUCGUUUAACCACACAGACACAUACCUUACACUCUUGCACACUGACUCCCACAAAUACAACCACAUGCACACAUCUUUGUACAUAAUGACACACACAACCACACACGCAGACAUGCAUACCAUUUAUCACCUCCUCAAACGAACAGUCAAUCUCAAUAACGUAUUUCAAAACUGUUAUAAAUGCUGCUGAUGUAUACUACAGAUCAGUAAAUCUCUAUGUGGAAAUUUAUGCUUCAUAAACAUCCACAAACACAUGAAUUAUGAGUCAGAUUCUGGUGAUCAAGCACAUAUACACUGCUCUCCUGCUUCCCGAUAUAUAUAUAUGCCAGGUGUAACACAACAACACAACAUACACACUGAAACUGUAACUCUCUCAUCCCGAAAUGCAUGUAUACACACAUACAAAUACACACACACAUUCACACAAGAACUUUAUCAAAAGCCAAACUGUUCCGCAACUUGAUUAAGAUUUUAAAGAAAUAGGUGACAUUCGGAGAAAUCAGUUUAUUAAAACCCUCAAAUGGCAUGUAUGUUUCUGUUCAGUGUCUGUUCACGACUGGCAAGAAAAACAACCAGUAAUAUUGUUUAAAUAUGUUUGUUUUGUAAAAAAUAAAAAUAAUAUUAUAUUAAUGACGAAUCUAACACUUUUGGAAAUGUAUACUAGCAUAAACUUAUUGAAGCUGGAGCUUAAUGAAAGGUAAAUUGAGUAUCUAAUGCAAUAAAAGACGCAUUUAAACACAAUCAUUUGUUGUAAAGUCUGUACUGUAAUAUAAAAAUAUAUAUUCUGAAGGAAAAAAAAGAAGAUUUUUUACAUGAACUGCAAUAUUUGGUAUAUUACAUUUCAAAAAGUGAUGUUUUAACCGUGCACAAUAGCUUAUAACAAAGACUCUAAUGUCUAGAGUCGAUCAAAUAAAGACUAUUGUUUGAUUUGGGAGGGGGGGGGUUGUUGAUUUUGAUUGUGGAUGGGGUUAAGAAUAAUGCUAAUAGCCUGCUAUUGUGUGCUCUGUAUGGAAUAACCACAAGUGAAUAAAGUUGUU
Larimichthys crocea (large yellow croaker) is the source of this 3189-nucleotide messenger RNA. It is a transcript of the gene epyc, whose product is annotated as epiphycan. Gene Ontology annotation, biological process: bone development; articular cartilage development. Gene Ontology annotation, cellular component: extracellular matrix. The transcript has 10 exons. Gene Ontology annotation, molecular function: protein binding. The coding region runs from base 233 to 2161 and encodes 642 amino acids. Lineage: Eukaryota; Metazoa; Chordata; Actinopteri; Sciaenidae. The record is from RefSeq and is a predicted model, not a curated record.